This is a messenger RNA of Pristis pectinata (smalltooth sawfish), 3017 nucleotides long. Its product is annotated as RING finger protein 121. The record is from RefSeq and is a predicted model, not a curated record. Bases 31 to 1023 code for a protein of 330 amino acids. Gene Ontology annotation, molecular function: ubiquitin protein ligase activity; metal ion binding. The transcript has 9 exons. Lineage: Eukaryota; Metazoa; Chordata; Chondrichthyes; Rhinopristiformes; Pristidae. Gene Ontology annotation, cellular component: endoplasmic reticulum membrane; Golgi membrane.
GAUGCGCCGUUCUUGGUUACCAGGCUAAAGAUGGCGGCGGUGUUGGAAAUGGACGGGCCCAGGCCGCACGGAGACCACGGGCAUGAGGUGGAGGAGGAGCUGAUCGACCUGACAGGCCUGUCACCAGAAGAAAGAUGGAGGGUGGAACAUGCACGGAUGCAUGCCAAGCACCGUGGGCACGAAGCGAUGCAUGCAGAGAUGGUGCUCAUUCUCAUUGUUACUUUGGUAGUGGCACAGAUUCUUUUGGUCCAGUGGAAGCAAAGACACGCCAAGUCCUACAACCUGGUGACACUGUUCCAGAUGUGGGUCGUGCCCCUCUAUUUCACAGCUAAGCUGCACUGGUGGAGGUUCCUAGUGAUCUGGGUACUGUUUUCGGUUGUCACGGCCUUUAUUACCUUCCGAGCAACACGGAAGCCACUGGAGAGAACGACACCCAGGUUGGUUUAUAAAUGGUUUCUUCUACUUUACAAACUGAGCUACGCCACUGGCAUUGUGGGAUAUGUUGGAGUCAUGUUCACCCUCUUUGGUAUAAAUUUAUUAUUUAGAAUAAAGCCUGAAGAUGGAAUGGACUUCGGAGUGUCGCUUCUGUUUUAUGGGCUGUAUUAUGGAGUAUUGAGCCGUGACUUUGCGGAAAUGUGUGCAGACUACAUGGCCUCCACAAUAGGGUACUACAAUGCAUCAGGAAUGCCAACCAAGCACCUCUCCAGUGAGAUCUGUGCGGUCUGUGGACAAAAGAUUUUUGUGGAUGUCAACGAGGAAGGAAUCAUAGAAAAUACGUACAAGCUGUCCUGUAACCACGUGUUCCACGAGUUCUGCAUCCGAGGCUGGUGCAUUGUAGGGAAGAAGCAGACCUGUCCGUACUGUAAAGAGAAGGUCGAUCUAAAGAGGAUGUUCAGUAACCCCUGGGAGCGACCUCAUGUCAUGUAUGGCCAGUUACUGGACUGGUUACGUUACUUAGUUGCUUGGCAACCUGUGAUCAUCGGACUGGUUCAAGGCAUCAACUACAGUCUGGGACUGGAAUAAGUUUGCCCCUAUAUCUCCUGAGUUUUUAACCCUCGGCCCCCCUCCCCACCUCCCUGAAACUUCAAUUCCAUGGAUUGCACCGAUCAGAAUGUUUUGUUAAACUCUGUUGGAUGGCCCUGGCAGAGGAGGAGGGCUCCCCUCCUGCCAUUUGGACACUGGGCUCAAAGGAAUAAGAGGACUGGCUUUGCCGACUGCGUUAUUCCCCCCUCUUCCCUCCUAAAGGAUGUCAAGAUUUACAUUCGCCAACUUUUGAUUCCUCCCAAUUUCGAGUGGAGCAGCUUGUGGCUCUGAACAGCCUCCCGAACCUGUGCCAGGCUUGAGGGGCUGGGUAGCCACCUGUUUGUACAACGUCCUCCAUGGCUGCCUCCUGCUCCUGACCACCAGCCUUGAGGGACUAAAUGACCUCUCCGAAUAUGCAGGUUAUUGCAGUGACUGCAAAUCCCGAAUCGUAGGACUGGAUGGUGUUUCAUUCCUUCUGAAGAUUCAAUCUGCCUACGGACUGGAAGUUGUGAAUUUCUUUUUUUUAAAAAAAUAAGUAAAUGGGUUCCCAGCACUUUGCACAUUUAGGGCUAUCUACUCAUUGGUUUGAGGGGAACUCGAGUGCAAUUUAAUGUUUGGAGCUAAGUAACAAGCGUGGCUUUUCUCUGACUGUGGUGGGCACAGGGUGUAGAACAUCGGGAACGCGGGCUGGGAUGUAGUACCGGCUGCUGCAGAGUCCGGGCGGUGACUUGGCGGUUGGGGUGGCCAUCCCCGGCUGGUGAUUUCUGUGGGUCUUGUAGCCAGCUGGGGAUCAGGACCUCCACUGGUUGGAGAGGGGAAUAAAAUCCCAUUCAUCUGGGGUCACUGUGUGUUACAUUGGCCGAAAAUGUUGUCUUCAAGGAAGAGAAAGUUCCUUCGAGGGAGCGGGGGAAGGAGAGCAGAAUGGUCAGGGUUCUGGUUCCACAAGAAGCAAAACAUUCUCAAAAGGUUGAAAUCCAUCCUUUUUUUAUACUACAUGUGUAUAUAGAGAAAAAGCUGUAUUUUUACACUCUGAUCUUUUGUAUUGGAUUGCUUGGGAGUUGAUCAGCAGUUCAUUGGGAUCUCAUCCCCUCCCUUCUUCCCUCACACCUCCCCCACCCCCUCCCAAGUCUCUACACCAAUGUCCAAACAUCCAGGGAAUGCGUGUGGUCAGGUUUUCUCCAGGUGAUGACGGCAGAGGUGGAGGUAAAUGUAGGUGGACUUGGGUGCCCUUCUGUUCGUUAAUGGCGGCUUUUACAGGCGUGAUGGAGUGACGUUUCUGAUGCUGGGAGGGAGGAUUGGACUUUAUUGGGGGGGGGGGGGGGGGGAAUGUUGUCUGCAAAAGUGGCGUCAGUCCAGCUGGGUAAAGGAGAGACCAGAUGCCCCGACCUCUGGUCUCCCUUCAGUGAAGUGGCUUUCACUGCCCUUAAGGUGGGCAUUAGUGGUCUCUGUGCCCUGGGCUGUGAGGAAGUUACAGACUCAGCUGCUGCCUCCCAGUGAAUCCCACCCACCCUAACUGUAAAGUGCAGAUGUCUGAAUCUUGUGUGUGUCAGAUCAGUCCCGCAUGGAGCAGCACAGGGCAGAGAGAUGCCCGUGAAGCACUGAGCUCCCUGUUGUGACUGGAUGGAUGGAAGCAAUUAGGAUAGUCAAUGGAACACUGGUCACUGCCAGUGAACAGCUCUCUGGCCCUUAGCUUGAGAUAAAGCCACCAUGUUUGCUCAUUGGUACAAGGCUCACUAUCCCAGCUAACACCACAUCCAGUCUUUGUUCAUUGUCGGUCCUCUGUCAGAAUCCACAAUCGGGGUUGGUUGGAUAAUAAAUCCUUUCAGUCAAUGUUGGCCGCAGUUCCUUGUGGCCACGGUGUUUGCUUCCCCUUCCCUCUCUCGCCCGGAAAUAGAAUGGCAUGGUCAGUAUUGCCUGUGCUGAAACCUCACUGCAGUGUUCUGGUCCUGUAAAACAAACUGGUGCAAUUCAUACCAAUAAACAACGUAGACGUU